Capsicum annuum is the source of this 891-nucleotide messenger RNA. RefSeq names its product NADP-dependent alkenal double bond reductase P2. The record is from RefSeq and is a predicted model, not a curated record. The annotation marks the transcript as partial. NCBI's taxonomy places the organism in Eukaryota, Viridiplantae, Streptophyta, Magnoliopsida, Solanales, Solanaceae. Gene Ontology annotation, molecular function: oxidoreductase activity, acting on the CH-CH group of donors, NAD or NADP as acceptor. The transcript has 2 exons.
UAUAAGGACCUAAAAAUAGUUGGGCCAUAUAAGCAUUUCACAUUACAUUCUUCUGCACUUUUUUCUUCCCCUUUCAUAAUAGUACCAAGCCAAAAGGUGCCUACAAAGAUGGAAGUUAAGAACAAGUAUGCAGCAAUAAAAGCCAACAUAAAUGGUGCACCAGAAGAGUCAGACUUUGAGAUAAAAGUCGAAAACCUCUCACUUAUAGUUGAGCCAGAGUCUAAGGUGGUGGUUGUCAAGAACCUGUUUGUAUCAAUUGAUCCCUAUCAGAUAAACUGGAUGAAGAGCCAAAGUUCAUCACAAACAUCGAUAAGAUAUGCAAAUGCCAUUACUCCUGGAGAGGUCAUUGACACUUAUGGUGUAGGAAGAAUGUUGGUUUCUCAUCGGCCCGACUUCAAGAAAGAUGAUUUGGAAGCAGGCUUUCUUACCUGGGGAGAGUACAGUAUAGUAAAGGAAGGUUCCCUGUUGAAUAAGUUGGAUCCUAGUCUGGCGUUUCCUUUGUCUUACCAUGUUGGAGUUUUGGGAUUCAGCGGACUUGCUGCCUAUGGUGGAUUCUUCAAAGUGUGCAAGCCGAAGCCAGGGGAGAAAGUUUUAGUGUUUGCUGCUUCUGGUUCAAUAGGACAUUUAGUAGGACAGUAUGCUAAAUUACUUGGAUGUUAUGUUGCUGGCUCUGCUGGUAGCCAAGAAAAGGUAAAUUUUCUUAAGGAGAAACUUGGAUUCGACGAUGCAUUCAAUUAUAAACUAGAAGCUAACCUCAAAUCAGCUCUCAAAAGGUGUUUCCCUAAAGGGAUUGACGUCUACGUUGACAACGUCGGAGGCAAGAUGCUAGAAACUGCAUUGUCAAACAUGAACUCACUGGGCAGAGUAGCCAUCUGUGGGGUUAUUUCUGAG